This is a messenger RNA of Erpetoichthys calabaricus (reedfish), 2109 nucleotides long. It is a transcript of the gene sec22c, whose product is annotated as SEC22 homolog C, vesicle trafficking protein. Lineage: Eukaryota; Metazoa; Chordata; Cladistia; Polypteriformes; Polypteridae. The record is from RefSeq and is a predicted model, not a curated record. The transcript has 7 exons. Bases 235 to 1146 code for a protein of 303 amino acids. Gene Ontology annotation, biological process: endoplasmic reticulum to Golgi vesicle-mediated transport.
CUGCUGAGUUCCCAGAAUGCUCUGCGGCUCGGUUGUCAACACAGGAGGAGAAGACUCGGACUGUCAGUCGAGAGCGAUUAGGAUUUUAAGAUCUUUUGCAGAGUGCGCCACGUAUAAAAAGAAAAUUGCAUCGAUAACUCAUACGUACGACUUUCAUACAUAUUUUAAGCGCAGUGCCAAAAUUAUGCAUACAAGGAUAAUAAGAUUGUGGCCACAUGAAUUUCUUCAAAGACCAUGUCAUUGAUCCUAUUUGCAUGCAUUUUCCGGGCGAGGGACGGACUGCCACUUUCUGCCUCAACAGAUUUUGAACAUAGUGCGGAGUUGCAGGUGCGCAAACAGCAGCUGAAGUCAUUAUCAAAAUCACUAACCUUAUGUCCAGAAAGAGGAAUUGUCAAAGGAACCACUCUUAAUAUAUACUUUGCCUCUUUGGAAGGUGUUGCCUUUAUGGUCAUUUGUUCCAGCAGCAUCCCUACUGCAAUGGCUUUUUGUUUCCUGGAAGACAUCAAAUGGGAAUUUUUUUCUUCUUAUAACAACAUUGAAAUUGGGUUGGCUUCAAGGCCAUAUCCAUUCCUAGAAUUUGACAGUGUUAUUCAAAAGAUCAAGCAUCACUAUAGUCACCAUAGGAAGCCAUCCCUACAAGCAAGUCUGGCUGAUGUUGAAGAAGACCUAAGGAGAAAACCUGCAAAAGUUCUGACGCCAGAGGAUUUGGUUUUUAGUAAUGGAACUAUAAAUGGGCAUAUCCUACACCCUUUAGAAACAUCACAGAAUCAAAAAUUGGGGCCUGUGACAGCUCUAGGGAUACUAUCCCUUGUUCUCAAUAUCAUGUGUGCAGCUUUAAACAUCAUUCGGGCAGUUCAUCUUAUUGAAAAUACAUUUCAGGAUGACACUGAAGCAUUAUGGAAUGUUAUCUCCUUUCUUUUGGCAUUUUUCAGUUGUGUGUGUCAGUGCUACUUGUAUUUGUUUACAAUAUCUGCAAAGAACUUUCUGACAUUUACUUCACUUGUGCUUGUUGUUCUAUGCAAUACUUUUUUAUAUGGACCUAGAAAUAUUUGGCAAAUAACCUUUCACAUAGGAGUGGCUUCCUUUUCUACAUAUUUGAUUUUGAUGAGACAACCUCACGAAAGAAGUAGUGACUGCAAUGUUUGAAAACUGUCUUGACUUCUUUUACUUGAUUUCACGUCUGAUGCCACAGCAAGCCAAAACCAAAAGUCCAGAAUUGUGUAAAGAACUAUAUUAUGGAAAUGGAUUUUUAUAAAUGCCAAAUUUUAUAUGAGAAUUAAGCACAUUCUGUGAUUUCCUUGAUUUUAUUAUUAAUGGUUUGUAUGCUGUACACACAUUUUCAGUGUUAAUAUAUUGUCAAUUGUUCAGGUUAUUUCUUUAACUGUAUAUAGUAUCAGUGACAUACUGACUGACUUUAAAUGAUUUUGGAGAAAAAUAGCCACCUCCCAUGGUGGCGCAGUGGUAGCACUGCUGCCUCGCAGUUAGGAGACCUGGGUUCGCUUCGUGGAGUUUGCAUGUUCUCCGCAUGUCUGUGUGGGUUUCCUCCGGGUGCUCUGGUUUCCUCCCACAGUCCAAAGACAUGCAGGUUAGGUGGAUUAGUGAUUCUAAAUUGGCCCUAGUGUGUGCUUGGUGUAUGGGUGUGUUUGUGUGUGUCCUGCAGUGGGUUGGCACCCUGCCCGGGAGUGGUUCCUGCCUUGUGCUCUGAGUUGGCUGGGAUUGGCUCCAGCAGACCCCCGUGACCCUGUGUUCGGAUUCAGCGGGUUGGAAAAUGGUUGGUUGGUUGGUUGGCCACCUCCUCCAAUAUACAGUACAUGUUUUUCUAGUGUUGUUGUGGUUAAUCCUUCUUGUUUGCUUAGUAAAUUACUUUAUUCAAUUAUUUUCUGAAUUUGCGUAUUAUAAUAUAGCAUCACAGUGCACCAGAGUCUUCCCAGCAGUAUUAGGCACAGGUCAGGAAUGAACCUUAAAUCAUACACCAGUCCAUCUGAACAACAACAACAACAUUUAUUUAUAUAGCACAUUUUCAUACAAAAAGUAGCUCAAAGUGCUUUACAUAAUGAAGAAAAGAAGAAUAAAAGACAAAUAAGAAAUUAAACUAAGACAACCUUAGUU